AUGUGGGAUGGCGGCCUCUGGGGAGCUUGCAAGCUGUCCCGCGAAGUCAUCACCGAAGAGAUAUAUUCCAUGUGGCUUCGACUUCCUGACUACCGCCAGGGCUAUCUGGGCCGUCCUGCAAUCCUCACAAGUCGAAACACCCACGAAGAACAGGGGUAUAUAGUUUUCCCUUGGCGAGACAUAUUCUGUAUCAGAACAACAGACUGGAAGUCCUUGCCGCAGCACUUCGAACAUUGUAGUACCGGCCUCCCAUUCUUUGAUCCCCUAUCCUCUUCUAUCAUUCCGGUGUGCACACUUGCUAUUGAGUUUGAUUCAAGUUGGAUUAUUGACCUCCCUGAGACCCUGGAAGAACUCAAAGCCGAGAACUCUGCUCGUGGCUCGGUAGCAACAUGGAUUGAGAGCGUAGCCUCCGGAUGGGUCAGAGCACCCCAGCUCUAUCUGAUAGACAAGGGCACACUUUUGGUUCAAAAGACUCGCGGCUACGGUCCUAUCUAUCACAACUGCGACGGCAAGUACAAUGAUAUGCGUCAGCGGUGUUGCAACGAUGCUAUCUAUGUAUUUAUUGAGGCUUUGGAUGAGUUCCUUCCCUUUAAGGAGUGGAAACGGAAGUUAGUGAUGAAUAGUUAG
Fusarium odoratissimum NRRL 54006 is the source of this 627-nucleotide messenger RNA. RefSeq lists its product as uncharacterized. The record is from RefSeq and is a predicted model, not a curated record. NCBI's taxonomy places the organism in Eukaryota, Fungi, Ascomycota, Sordariomycetes, Hypocreales, Nectriaceae. The transcript has a single exon. The coding region runs from base 1 to 627 and encodes 208 amino acids.